AUGACAGACUUUGUCGACCGCGUUUUCAUUAAGAGCCACAAGGCCAUGGCCGCCGCCUCCAACACCGUGGGAAAUGCCUACUCUACCCUCAAGGACUCCACUUCUGAGGUUUCUGGCUGGGCUGUCCAAACCAUCAAGAAAAACUCUUCUCGUUUGAAGACACCUGCACCGCCACCACCGCCUCCAGAAUCGUUUUAUGAGCGUGCCAUUGAAAAGGUCAAAGCGCAUAAAUUCAUGGCAAUCACGACAGGCCUUAUUGGGUUCAGUGCUGCUGCUUAUUUACUUCAAACUCAGUAUCAGAUUCUAGGCAAACCUAGAAAGCGGUCUAGAAGAGCAAACAGACUUGGAAAUGGUGCCAGAUAUGAGGUUGUGCUGAUAGUGGGAUCGCCCUCUUCUCCUUUCAUCCAGCGUUUGAUUCGUGAUCUAAAUACAAGGGGUUUUAUCGUGUACGUCACCACCACCUCUGAGGAGGAACUCAAGGUGAUUGAGAACGAAGACAGUUCGGACGUGAGAUCUUUGGCUAUCAACUACGAAAGCAAUAAGACUGUCAAAGAGUCGAUAAAACGAUUUUACAAUAUCCUGAUUUCGCCUGUUUUACCCUUUCCAGGUGCCGCUAAUGAGCAUUAUCUCAAUCUCAAGGGCGUUAUCAUAGCUCCUGAUUGGACGAGACUACCCCGGGUUUCACAUUUUGAGCAGCUCAACAUGAUGGAACUAAAGCGGGUUUUGGAUGAUAAGUGUCUGGGGAUAGUGGGAAUUUUGAAUAACGGACUUUUGGACGUUAUCAGAGAGAACAACGAACGGGCUAGCAUGGUUGAAGAAGUCAAUGGAAUUUUGAAUGCCAACGGAAGCGGUACGAAAGUUCUGUUUCUGGAUGUGGUUCCCUCUUCUAGUCAUGGAAACGACAACGGGAGUGUCCAGAGACUGGCUUUGCAGAUGAACGACCAGCUAUUCAAGCUGCUGAGAGACUCGUGUUUCCCACGGAGCUGGUUCUCUAAUGCAUGGAGUGGGCUGAACGGUUCGUGGGCAGUUCUUGGGCUUUCGAAACUGACUGCAAAAUAUAGUUUCUCCUCCAAGGAUGACGUCAACGAGUCCAAGAUCGUCCCUCGUGACUCAGGUUAUUCAUACAUCAUGCACAAUGUUGAGGAUUUUGCUUCCAAUCUUGGUGCUUCUUGGACUCUGGCUGCUCCGGCUAAGAAUAAGAAGAUUUGUAGCUCCAAGCUUCAUCAUAAGGUUUUCGAUAUGCUGUGCUCUAGCAAAUGGGCGUUAUUUCCUGAAGAGACAAUUUUUAUUUGA
Molecule: messenger RNA, 1293 nt
Organism: Kuraishia capsulata CBS 1993
Lineage: Eukaryota; Fungi; Ascomycota; Pichiomycetes; Pichiales; Pichiaceae
Exons: 1
Coding region: 1-1293 (430 amino acids)
Source: RefSeq, a predicted model, not a curated record